AUGCCCAGACAUAUACUGCGACCUCUUCCGAAAGCCUUCAAACCUACACCCUCUUCCUCCUCAAGACACCAACGACAUGAUGAGAAUAUGUGGGAGACGUUGGAUAGGGUCCAGGUUCUGGGUCAGACUGAUGGGCAUAGGGGAUGUGUGAAUGCCCUAUCGUGGUCGGAUGAUGGGAAGACGUUAUUAUCUGGAUCAGAUGAUAAAAGAAUAUGUAUCUGGCAACCUGACCCUCACCCAUCUUCUUCUUCCUCCUCUUCUUCAUCGUAUUCUCCCCAUCCAUUGAAACUGUCCGAUACGAUAUCGACGGGUCAUCGAGCGAAUAUCUUCUCAGCUAAAUUCCUACCGAAUUCAUCUACACCUACGAUCGUGAGUUGUGCGGGUGAUAGGGACGUUAGGGUGUUUGAAGUUGAGAGAUUGGUAAGGGAUACGGCGACAGGGGAAUUGAAAGGUGAAAGAGGUGAUGGCGUAACAAUACUUAAAUGUCAUAAAGAUCGAACCAAACGAAUCGCUACCGAGAACUCACCAUACUUAUUCCUGACGGUUUCAGAGGAUGGUACAGUCCGCCAACAUGAUUUACGUAGACCACAUACAUGUAGAUCACAAUGUCCCGAACCCCUUUUCUACGCUCCGAAGGGUGUGGAUCUGUAUAGUCUAAGUGUUAGUACGGUCACUCCUCAUAUAUUUGCGGUAGCUGGUAGGACAGAUAGUGCAUUCAUAUGCGAUCGAAGGAUGUUACCUCGUCAAAAUCCCUCUUGGGGUCCGAACAUACGUUCAUCAGGUCAAGUUCACUGUGUGCGUAAAUUAGGAUUGCCAAAUGAUGAAUGGGAUACAGUCGCGCCAAAUAAUGGGAAUCGCUUGUUUGGUGAGGAAAGACAUAUUACCUGUGUCAAGAUGAGUCCACAGAAUGCGGAUGAAGUAGCAGUAUCGUUCGCAAAGCAUUCUACCUCGUUAUUCUCGAUAUACGAUUCUCCACCUUCAAGCUCGAUCAGGAAUGGCUCUCCGAUUGUCGUUCCGCCUAAUGAAGGAAGUAAGAAAGGAUCAAAAUCACCUUCAUCCCCGGUAAAGAUCAAGAGGAAAUCGAGAUCGCCCUCCACUGCAGCAUCACCCUCACCUCCAUCUGAGCUAUCUGCGCCGUACAUACGCACAGAUGACCCACCGCCUCGUCCGAUAGACACGCCCAAGACUGCAUUAGACGAGGAAGAUGGAAUGGGUAUCGUUGAUAGGUCUAGUCCGUCUUUAGGGAAGAGAAGACAAUCGGAUAGGGAUAGUAUACUUCAGGACAAUGGCGAACCAAGCGCCAGGCAGAGGAUGUCAGGACAAGAUGAUGAUCAGACGAACCAAGGCAAUGCACAGGUAAUCACCUUGGGCGAACAGAAUCACGUCGAUGAUGGAGCCGGAACGAACGAUGAUGCUAUAAGUCGAGCUGAAGAAGGGCAAUCUAGUAGUCAGACUAGAGUGGGACAUCCUACACCUCCACGAAUAUAUUCAGCAGCAGAUUUCUUGAGGGAUGAGGAUCAGGGAGAGAACGAAAGUAUGGAAGAUAGGUUUGACCGUGGAGAAGCGUCUUUGUCGGAUAUGGAAGAUCUGGCUUUGGAUAUAUUAGAUAGAGAAGGGAUGCUAGAUGUUGAGACUGAUGAAGAUCAGGACGAGGAUGACGAAGAUGAUGCUUUAGACGAGUUUGACGAAGAUGAGGAUGAGGACGACGAUAUGGACCUCGAUGCAGAGGAUGAAGAAGAAGAAGAAGAUGAUGAAGUCGAAAUUGAUCAAGAUUUCAUGGAUAUGGAUCCUGAUAUAGAUAUAUUAGGUUUUGGAGGAUCGAACGCAUCGAGAUUAGAAACUAAAGCUUUCGAUAAUGUCGAUACAAUUUAUCCGAGAAAGAGCUUCAAGGGAGCCAGGAAUGUCGAGACUGUAAAAGAUUGUAACUUUCUAGGCACUCGAGCGGAUAAAAUCUGCUCGGGAAGUGAUGAUGGAAAUUUCUUCGUGUGGGAUAAAGAUUCGGGAAGGUUAGAAGGGAUCUGGGAAGGUGAUGGAUCGGUGGUCAAUGUCAUGGAGCAACACCCUACUUUACCUUUGGUAGCUGUCAGUGGGAUUGAUAAUACUGUCAAGAUGUUCGCACCUACCCACAAGCCUAUCUCCCCCUCUUUCUCACGCAUGCACCUCACUCAAAAUAUCAUCGAACGUAAUACCCGGUUACCCCGGUUCUUACCUGGAGGUUCGUUCGAGAGAGCCACCUUGUUGCAAUUUUUAGCUAGUCGAGGAAUAAGAGUGAGGGCUGAACCUGCAUCGCAUAUGAAUGUUGAAAACGAGGAGAGAAAUGAGGAUGAUGAAGGUGUGGAAGGGUGUGCUACUCAAUGA
Messenger RNA from Kwoniella mangroviensis CBS 8507, 2358 nucleotides. RefSeq lists its product as uncharacterized. Gene Ontology annotation, molecular function: protein binding. The transcript has 10 exons. Gene Ontology annotation, cellular component: Cul4-RING E3 ubiquitin ligase complex; cytoplasm. Lineage: Eukaryota; Fungi; Basidiomycota; Tremellomycetes; Tremellales; Cryptococcaceae. The record is from RefSeq and is a predicted model, not a curated record. Gene Ontology annotation, biological process: negative regulation of fatty acid biosynthetic process. The coding region runs from base 1 to 2358 and encodes 785 amino acids.